Molecule: messenger RNA, 1975 nt
Organism: Poeciliopsis prolifica (blackstripe livebearer)
Lineage: Eukaryota; Metazoa; Chordata; Actinopteri; Cyprinodontiformes; Poeciliidae
Gene: c1qtnf9
Product: C1q and TNF related 9
Exons: 3
Coding region: 98-1117 (339 amino acids)
Molecular function (GO): protein binding
Source: RefSeq, a predicted model, not a curated record
ACUGUUGCAAGGGGCUCUCGGGGUCAGACUUUUGGGUAAUCAAAGUUACUCUGUGCCAUGCUUGAGCUUCUAAAAGUCUAAAAGUACAGCAUGUGCAAUGUCGCAGAUAAGCUUUAGGGUUGCUCUCCUGCUCCUGCUCUUGGUCGUCAGAUGUGUUGCAGAGGAAACAAUACCAAGUAAAGGCUGCAUUUGUGGGUAUCCUGGAAUACCAGGCGAUCCUGGUCACAAUGGUUCACCAGGGAGAGACGGUAGAGACGGACUCACAGGGGACAAAGGAGACCAAGGUGAAGUUGGCCCUUCGGGACCAGCUGGUACCGAUGGCCUAAAAGGAACCAAAGGAGACACUGGUGCUAUUGGUAAUCUUGGGCCUAAAGGGAAAAAAGGAGAAAAUGGAGAAAAGGGGUCUCCAGGAAAAAUGGGGCCCCAAGGAAUACAGGGACCAAUUGGCAUAAAAGGAAGCAAGGGAGAACUUGGUUUGCCAGGACCCCAAGGACUUAAAGGAGAUUUAGGUCCGCCAGGACCACAUGGUCCAAAGGGGGAAAUUGGCCUAAGAGGUGACAGAGGUAUUCAGGGGCCUCUGGGACCCCCUGGUAAGCCAGGGCCUAAGGGAGAAUUGGGUGUGCCGGGUCACAAAGGAAACAUUGGUUACCGUGGUGAAAGGGGUGCUCGGGGUGAGAAGGGCGAAAGCGGCGAAAAGGGAGAGUCUCCUGUCAUCCCCAAAAGCGCUUUCUCCGUAGGACUCACAGCGCGUAGUAAACUUCCACCAGCCAACCUGCCGAUCCGGUUCGACAAGAUCAUUUAUAACCAACAGAACCACUACGACUCACAGACAGGGAGAUUUACGUGCCCCGUAGCUGGCGCCUACUUCUUCACCUACCACAUCACCGUCUUCUCCAGAAACGUGAAAGUGGCCCUUAUGAAGAACGGGGUAAAAAUCAUCCACACCACGGACAACUACCAGACCAGCGAGGACCAGGCAGCAGGGGGCGCUGUGCUGCACCUGGAUGUGGGGGACAAAGUGUGGCUGCAGGUAGUUGGAGGAGAACUGUUCAAUGGCCUGUUUGCUGAUGAAGAUGAUGACACCAUUUUCUCUGGGUUCAUAAUCUUUGGAUCCUAAUUAAAGAUUUUCAACAAAAAUCUAAGAUGAAGCUUCACUUUGACAUAAUUAUGAUCCAGUGAAAUUAAUUUAAUUCAAAAUUGCAUCGUUAUAUUUCAAAGUAAUUACAUUAAAAUUAACUUGUAUUUUGUUUUCUUUAUUUCAGACAGUAAACAGAAAUCUUUAAUAUUGUCCUGUGAUUGUUUUAAGAAUUGCAUUAAUGUUUCCAAGACAAGAAGGUAGUCUGAAGAAAUGUAUUCAGAAACCACCAAAAAGAUGCAGGACUUGUGGCCAGAUUAGUCAUAUGCUGCUUGUUGAACUAAGCUAGGCACCAGUGUUGCAGAAGUAGCACAAAAGUUUUUUUAAUUUUUUUUUUUUUACUAUUUUUAUUAUUCUAAGUAAAAUAGAGAUAAGUCACAAUCUCUAACAAUGAAUUUUGGACCUUGGACACCAAAACAAAGCUGGUUGGAAAGGCAAACAUUACAUGUACAUUAUGAAAAGAAACCCAUAAGGAACAGAACAUGCUGACUGUGUGGAUUUAAUGCCUCUGAUAACAAUGUCACUGUACAGUAUAAAUUAAAUGAGUUAUAUCUGGGUCAUGGCUGGAUCACAAUACAGGAACAUUAUAUGUUAUUUUUGCUAGCAAAGAAAUAGGCAAAAUAGCUACGCUAAGCCAUCUGUAGCUUUUGUUUCUUCUUUCAAUUGAUUUUAUUAUUUCAUAAAGAUAAUUACAUCCUAUACAUUUAUUUAUUUGCAUUUGUUUGUUGAAAUUUUAUUAAGUUUUUAUUUUGGUGUGAUGUCUCACUUUGGUUCUUCAUCCAAUUAUUUCCAGAGGAAUUUUUUCAUACAGUUUUUCUCUUCUUGCAAUAAACCUAGACA